AUGCAUAACAAAAAACACUCAAUCCACUGCACUCACACAACAUGCUCAAAUGAUGCAGAUAUUCGCAAGAUUUCAAAGGUACUGGCUAUCAUCCUGGUAUUCAUGAUGCUUGAACUUUGGGGGCACUGGAAAACAAACAGUCUGUCACUUCUUGCAGACUCACUGCAUUUACUGGUGGAUAUCCUCGGAUUUAUUGUAAGCUUGCUUUCGCUGAAAUGGGCGAAGUGGCCCUCGGACAGGCGAAUGACAUUUGGAUACCACAGAAUUGAGAUCAUAGGUGCUUUAGUGUCAAUUGGACUUAUCUGGGCAGCUGUUGGAUACCUGAUGAUUGAGUCGUUCCACAAGUACAUUCAUCCUGAAGAGAUAGAUGGAGGGAUGUUUUUUGGCAUAGCAGUAGUUGGAUUCUUUGUGAACUGUGCAUGCGUGUACGUACUGCACUAUGACGAGUACCAACAUAGGCUCAAACAUAAGAACCUGAAUAUCCGUGCAACAUAUGUGCAUGUGAUUGGGGAUCUCAUACAGUCUGUAGGGGUGAUAAUUGCAGGAAUGGUGGCAUAUUUCUACCCAGAGAAGGCAGUUGUGGAUGUGAUCUGCACGCUGUUUUUCUCUGUGAUUGUUUUAAUAUCGACUGGGUUUGUUUGCAAAGACGCAGUCUACAUUCUUGCAGAAGGUGCACCGAUGGAUCUUGAUACUGAAGCACUCAAAACAGAUGUCCUGGAAAUCGAGAAUGUCUAUCGAGUGGUUGAGCUUUAUGCAUGGUCGAUAUCGAUGAACAAAAAGGCGGUUUCUAUAAGGGUGCUUGCUGACGAUUUGCUAAUCAAUGAUUAUGAAAGCAUUUUAUCUGAAAUAGGUCGGAUAGUGAAGGAGAAGUAUCAUGUGAUUAUAGUGACGAUUCAGAUAGACACGCCUAACACGUUCUAUGGAGAAGGUGGAUUUACUGUUGAUGGGAUGGCUAUUGAUAUGAAGUCACCGAUGUCAGAGAUCUCAAAUGCUAUAGAAUCGUAG
This is a messenger RNA of Ordospora colligata OC4, 1005 nucleotides long. RefSeq names its product putative inorganic ion transport protein. Gene Ontology annotation, cellular component: plasma membrane. Gene Ontology annotation, biological process: zinc ion transmembrane transport. Bases 1 to 1005 code for a protein of 334 amino acids. NCBI's taxonomy places the organism in Eukaryota, Fungi, Microsporidia, Ordosporidae. The record is from RefSeq and is a predicted model, not a curated record. The transcript has a single exon. Gene Ontology annotation, molecular function: zinc ion transmembrane transporter activity.